GUGCCAUUUGGCAUUGUUGACAGCCUCGAGCUUCACAAGCCAGUCAUCCCCCUGGGAAGUCCUGGACCCCGGUACCCCGGCAACUCUGAUAGGCCAGAGUCUCAGUUCAUGCUGGGACACGCCAAGGCCAAACACCCGGACCUGGGUGCUCGCGGUAGCAGCUACAAGGAAAGGGGCCCCGGGCUGGGUGUACCUAGGUACUUCUUUGCAUGCUGCUGGCGGGACCCGACCUUGCGCCGCGCUAGGUACCACUCUGCUGCCCUGCCAGAAUUGUGA
Molecule: messenger RNA, 276 nt
Organism: Neurospora hispaniola
Lineage: Eukaryota; Fungi; Ascomycota; Sordariomycetes; Sordariales; Sordariaceae
Exons: 1
Source: RefSeq, a predicted model, not a curated record